AUGGGUUUUGAAGCUAUUAUAAGAUCAUCAAAGAAAGGAGAUGAUGGUGAGGUGAAAAAUGCGUCAUUGGCUUGUUGUUGUAGUGGGAAGUCCAGUAAUUUGUCCAGAAAUGCCUUUAAAAAGCAUGUAGUGACAAAAACUAAUUGUAAGGCUCCGGUUAAUGCAUCUGUACAUUUUGAUGGAAAAUGGAAAAUAUGUUCAGUUGUCUUUGAUCAUAACCAUGAACUUAGUAGUUCUGGCAAAACAAGAUAUUUCAAAAGCAAUCGAAUAAUACAACCGUCUGUGAAAAGGAAGCUGGAAGUGAAUGGUAGGGCUGGGAUUAGACCAAAUAAAAAUUUCAAUUCCUUGUACAUUGAAGCAAGGGGUGUUGAGAAUUUUUCUUUCCUACAGAAAGAUUGUAAAAAUUACACUGAAAAGUUUAGGAGGCUACAACUUGGUGGUGGAGAUGCUUCUGCACUCCAAAAAUAUUUUCUGAAAAUGCAAAAUGAGAAUUCAAAUUUCUUCCACAUAAUGGAUUUAGAUGAAGAGGGUUCAUUAAAGAAUGUUUUAUGGGUGGAUGCAAGAAAUAGGGCCAUAUUUAAAGAAUUCGGUGAUGUUGUGACAUUCUAG
Pistacia vera is the source of this 609-nucleotide messenger RNA. RefSeq names its product protein FAR-RED IMPAIRED RESPONSE 1-like. NCBI's taxonomy places the organism in Eukaryota, Viridiplantae, Streptophyta, Magnoliopsida, Sapindales, Anacardiaceae. The record is from RefSeq and is a predicted model, not a curated record. The transcript has a single exon. The coding region runs from base 1 to 609 and encodes 202 amino acids.